Aaosphaeria arxii CBS 175.79 is the source of this 1516-nucleotide messenger RNA. RefSeq lists its product as uncharacterized. Lineage: Eukaryota; Fungi; Ascomycota; Dothideomycetes; Pleosporales. Bases 1 to 1308 code for a protein of 435 amino acids. The record is from RefSeq and is a predicted model, not a curated record. The transcript is spliced from 2 exons.
AUGCCGACCUUUCGCAACAUCAUCGUUGAGCUACACUCGCAGUUCGACAUCGAAGUCAUACCUGAGUAUUUUCCACGGCCUCAGUCACAUUACGACGAGAGAGGUAUUACAGCUCGCCCGCCCGCCCUCGUCGACGAAGAAGCCUCUACGUGCAGCGUUUACGUCCCCGUUUUACCGGGAAGCCAGUUCUGGAUCAGCUAUCACAUCGAACCGCCGGUCCCUGAUGAGCAGCUGUUUGUGUUCAAGUUGUUCAUCAACGGCGCUCACAUUGUGACCUGGUCUGCGGGGAAAGAGGAGAAAUGGAGGGGAAAGACAAUGUUCGGACUUUACAAGAGUAAAGAGGGAGGUGGUAAUGAAGGACGAGCGGAGAAGAGAGCAUUAUUCUUCACACCACCUGAACAAGGCAAAAUUUGGAAUGAUGUAGCGGACGUGUUCGACCCUGAUGCAUUCAUAGAAGUCCGAAUUUACCGCGCAAGUGGGCGACAGAGGGUUGCGAGGGAGCUGCAAGAGUACACGAAGACACCACAUCCCGUGUUCAAACGUGGCAUAGAUCUUAUCCAUGCGGGUCGCGCCGGAGGAAGCCAGCCGAAACGGUACUACAAGUUCGCUUUGAUAGACCCUAUCGAUACGCCUUUUACAAGGUUCCGUUUCUAUUACCGCACAUGGGAACAAUUGCAGAAUAUUGACGUCUUCGGGUAUCGCGGAGACCGAAAGAAAGACGAUGAUACAGAGGCCGAGCUGCCAGUGAUUGAGCCAGGGACCGAGCUUGGAGAAGAAGGAAUGAUGGAAAGCAGAGUCGUGCCCUCUGGACGGGUCGGAGAUGCUGCAGCUGGGGUGAUACAUCAAGACAACAAGACUUUGGAUUGUCUGAGCUCAGGUGGUCAUGCACCAGAUCAUGAUACGGUCAGACACGACAUUGGCAAUGAUGUGAGCACAAGCAAGCAGCCGUACAGUAUUCUACCAUUCCAACUUCCUAUGCCACCUUCUUUGAGGCUGGAACCACCACGACCUCCGUCUCGUCCCCUUCCAUCUAUACCACGAAAGAACGAUCGUCCACUAUCUACAGCUCAUAUUCCCCAUCCGGCCUCUCCCAGAAAGAAAUCAAUAAUGGAUCCAGCAUAUCGAAAGGAAUCCACUGAGGAAAGACCAAGUGUAGUUGAGACUCCAACCACAUCAACCUCUUCCACAAUAUCGUCUUUCGUCUGUACCAUGACAGCUAUGGCAGCUGCAACAGGUCGUUGGAUGCGUAGGGGAUCCAGUACCGACAGACAGGACAAACGUGCUACGUCCCGAAGCAUGACACGCUGAUGUCGCACUGCAAGUAUCCAGCCGCACGGGUACUGGAAGAUGCGGGAUUUCGAUCCUAUCAUGUAUUGAACCGAAAAUUGGCACGGUAAAUCAAGUGAUCCCACCGAGGAGCUUUUCGUUGUGUUUUGAGCUUUGUUGCACUGGCAAGGUCCUCACAUGGGUGAUGGGAAUGCGCAUGGUACGCAUGCUUGAACCGUAGGGUUUGGCC